Molecule: messenger RNA, 1334 nt
Organism: Rhodamnia argentea
Lineage: Eukaryota; Viridiplantae; Streptophyta; Magnoliopsida; Myrtales; Myrtaceae
Product: PHD finger protein ALFIN-LIKE 4-like
Exons: 5
Coding region: 318-1082 (254 amino acids)
Biological process (GO): regulation of DNA-templated transcription
Cellular component (GO): nucleus
Molecular function (GO): transcription coregulator activity; transcription cis-regulatory region binding; histone binding
Source: RefSeq, a predicted model, not a curated record
CACUGAUGCUAAUCUGCCAGGUCAAGCAAGAAAUUCACUCCCUCGCUUCCCUCCUCUUCAAACACAUCCGGCAAUCUCUCUCUCUCGCUCGCUCCCCCUCUGGAAUUCUCUGUUUCUUCCGUCACAGCCCAAUAAUGUCGAUUCUCAGCUCGUUUCGCCUCCGCUUGCGUCAUUUGACGCAUGAAUUGGGUUUUUGAAUUUCGAAUCCCUGUCUCGGUCGCAGCCCUCUCCGAGAGAGAAAGCUCUCUGUCGUGCUUCUGUGAGAGAGAGACAGAGACAGAGACAGAGACAGAGCUUCUUGCGUGCGAAGUGGAGAUAUGGAUGGAGGAGGGCAGAACAACCCCCGGACCGUGGAGGAGGUCUUUAGGGAUUUCAAGGGUCGUCGAGCUGGCAUGAUCAAAGCUUUAACCACUGAUGUUGAGGAAUUCUAUCAGCAGUGCGAUCCUGAGAAGGAGAAUCUGUGCCUGUAUGGAUUACCUAGUGAAAAGUGGGAAAUUAAUUUGCCUGCUGAAGAAGUGCCACCAGAGCUACCUGAGCCUGCACUUGGCAUUAACUUUGCAAGGGAUGGAAUGCAAGAAAGGGACUGGUUAUCCCUGGUUGCUGUGCACAGUGAUGCGUGGUUACUGUCUGUGGCCUUUUAUUUUGGUGCUAGAUUUGGUUUUGACAAGGCUGACAGGAAGAACCUGUUCACCAUGAUUAAUGAUCUCCCAACAAUAUUUGAAGUCGUAACUGGAACUGUCAAGAAACAGACAAAGGAGAAGACAUCGGUUCCGAAUCACAGUAGCAGCAAGUCCAAGUCUGGCUCAAAGGGGGAACAGCGAGGAUCAGAUUCAGGCAAAUAUGCAAAGACUAUCCAAGCGAAGGAUGAAGAUGAGGUGGUGGACGGAGAGGAAGAAGAAGAGCAUGGGGAUACUUUGUGCGGGGCCUGUGGGGAGAACUACGCUUCGGACGAGUUCUGGAUCUGUUGCGACAUGUGUGAGAAGUGGUUCCAUGGGAAAUGCGUGAAGAUUACUCCUGCGAGGGCUGAGCACAUCAAGCAGUACAAGUGUCCCUCUUGCAGCAAUAAGAGAGUUCGUACUUGAUGUAGCCGGUGCUGUGGCCGUAAGAUCUCUUCCCCCUCGGAGUUCUGUUAGGUUGGUGUAUGCUAAUUGUUGUCAGGUUGUCUAGUUUUCACUCCGUGCUUGCGCGACAGCACAUUGUACCAAACACUUGGUGUUGGGAACCUUUGUCGUCGUGUAUAACAUUUGUAGGUAGCAGGAUUUAAGCAUCUAUUUAAUUCAACAUUAGGAGUUAUUUGUACUUUUAGUUGGAAAACAGUUUGUUCUUCCAUUGCA